This is a messenger RNA of Lolium perenne, 649 nucleotides long. RefSeq lists its product as uncharacterized. The record is from RefSeq and is a predicted model, not a curated record. Lineage: Eukaryota; Viridiplantae; Streptophyta; Magnoliopsida; Poales; Poaceae.
UCUCCUAUAAAUAGAUAUGUUAGCCGCUUCGAGUGUACAUACUUGCAUAGAGGGAAAUUCUUGAAACGUCGAAAAAAAUGGCGAAGCCGCACACCGUUGUCCUACUGCUUGUAUAUAUGAUUAUGUUCUCCUACAAUGUUCUGGAGGGUGGUGCAUACCCGGACCAAGUGGCAUUCUCUCGCAAAGAGCUGAAGCCAGAACACAACAAGCUGUCCAUUGGUGGAAUGAGUCCAUCGCUUGGUGUGCAGGUAUCUGGUGCGACCAAUGCAGAAGGUUUGAGCAAGGAUGCUGAAAUAGCAAAUGUUAAAACUAGCACUACCAGUACUACCACGGACACCCACCGUGACGUUCCCGUGGAUCUGUAUCGUACUAUCAUCUUCCACGGCCACCAGCUCAACAAACCGUAAUUAUGCAUAAAGGACCCUGGGCACCAACUUGGUAUCCAUGAACGAACUAAAUUAUCAAGUUGGCGAUUUCUACACGCGUCUCUGUUAUGUGUGUGUAAUGUAAUGUAACUGGUAUUGUAUGACGUAAAGGGUAUGCUUGGACUGUCAAUGUAUCCAGUUCUACUAAAUGUACGUAGUAUUGUAUGACUGCAGAAUAAAUCAUGCCCAUGGUCCAUGGUAAUGCCAACAUUUUAUAUGCUCCA